Messenger RNA from Gamsiella multidivaricata, 1387 nucleotides. RefSeq names its product ribose-phosphate pyrophosphokinase 1-like protein. Gene Ontology annotation, biological process: ribonucleoside monophosphate biosynthetic process; 5-phosphoribose 1-diphosphate biosynthetic process; purine nucleotide biosynthetic process. Gene Ontology annotation, molecular function: ribose phosphate diphosphokinase activity; magnesium ion binding. The record is from RefSeq and is a predicted model, not a curated record. Lineage: Eukaryota; Fungi; Mortierellomycota; Mortierellomycetes; Mortierellales; Mortierellaceae. The transcript is spliced from 6 exons. Gene Ontology annotation, cellular component: ribose phosphate diphosphokinase complex; cytoplasm. The coding region runs from base 196 to 1293 and encodes 365 amino acids.
AUCCCAUUCCUCACUUUCCCACCCUCCUCCUCCCUCUCACCUUUAUCGCCCUCCCCACUCUUCCUCUUUCGUUUGCCUUCUUUUGUUCAGCAUCGACCAUCCUCUACAGCGCCCCUGGCCGAUUGUACUCAUAUCCUCUACCGACCGCUCUUGCUCGCGAUAAUUUCUCACAAAGUGUCGGAAUCAAAGGAAACAAUGAGGAAAACAAAGAUUUUCGGAGGAUCGUCUCACCCAGAGAUCACCAAUUUGAUCACCAGCCGUCUCGGCGUCGAGCCUAGCCCCGUCAAGCUCUCCCAGUUCAAGAACAGGGAGACCUCGGUCGAAAUUGGUGUGUCUGUCCGUAACGAGGAUGUAUACAUUAUCCAGUCCGGUUCCCCGAAGAUCAACGACUCUUUGAUGGAGCUCUUGAUCAUGAUCAAUGCCUGCAAGGGAUCGUCAGCCCAGCGCAUCACAGCUGUCAUCCCCUACUUCCCCUAUUCCAAACAGAGCAAGAAGAAGAAGCACCGUGGAGCCAUUGCUGCCAAGUUGGUCGCUAACAUCCUCUCGAUCUCAGGAGUGGACCAUAUUAUCACCAUGGAUCUCCAUGCCUCUCAAAUGCAGGGAUUCUUCAACAUUCCAGUCGAUAACCUCUACGCCGAGCCGACCGUCGCCAAGUGGAUUCAGGAGAAUGUCGAGGAUUGGGAGAACGGCGUCGUCGUCAGUAAGAACGCCGGAGGGGCCAAGAGGGUUACAUCUUUGGCAGAUCGCCUCAACAUCGACUUUGCGUUGAUUCACAUGGACAGGUCGAGAAAGGCUCACGGUCCUGACCAUUCUUUGUCGAAACCCGAGAAUAUUUACAACAGACUUGAAGAAGAGGAUGACGAUGAUGAUAGCAUGGUCGAUGCUGAGACUGGCCAUGAGAUCCCCCGUGCUGAGGCCGCGGACGAGACAUCGUUGAUGACCCUUGUGGGUGAUGUCCAGGACAAAGUGUGCUUUAUUGUCGAUGAUAUGAUCGACGGAUGCCACUCAUUCCUGGAGGCUGCCGAUAACUUGGUUAGUCAUGGUGCCAAGCAAGUGUACAUCAUUGCGACUCAUGGAAUCCUCAGCGGCAACUCGCUGCGCCAGAUCGAGGAAUGUACCAAUGUUCAUAAGAUCGUGAUCACCAACACCUACCCCCUUCCAGCCGAGAAGCGUGCCUUGUGCUCCAAACUGCAUAUUCUGGACAUCAGCCCUACGUUGGCAGAGGCCAUUCGUCGAACCCACAACGGCGAGAGUAUCAGUUAUCUGUUCACACAGGUACCCAAGAACCUGUAGAGGAUUGAGUAGUACUCACUAGACUCAAAAAAUCAAAAAAACAAUUGCAUGCAUUGAGGAGGAUGUUCGCAUAUCAACAAAACUGAAGUAAAGC